Messenger RNA from Emiliania huxleyi CCMP1516, 552 nucleotides. RefSeq lists its product as hypothetical. The coding region runs from base 1 to 552 and encodes 183 amino acids. The transcript is spliced from 5 exons. NCBI's taxonomy places the organism in Eukaryota, Haptophyta, Isochrysidales, Noelaerhabdaceae. The record is from RefSeq and is a predicted model, not a curated record.
AUGCCCAUCGUGGCGCUUGUCAGUCUGGUGAUUGUUGCGGCUGCGAUUGGAAUCCUGCGGUCCCGGCGCCGCCACAGAGCGACGGAGGGAUGGGCAGGGCAGAGCGGACUCGAGCAGAUGCCCAAGGAUGCCAUAACACUGGCGGUGCACGCCCUUCCCGAGACGACGUUCCAUGCGGAGGAUGGCACGGUUCUCGACGUUUCGGACUGCCGCCUCUGCCUCGAGGAAUACGCCAGUGGGGACAGGCUGCGAAGGCUGCCCUGUGGUCACGUGUACCACAGCGCGUGCAUCGACAUCUGGCUCGCGGCCAAACGAGACCAGGGCCUCCCACGCGGCCAGCGCGGCUGCCCCGCGAUGCCACUGGACGAGGUUGUCCUCAAGGCGGCCGAGGCGGCGGUGGCGGUGGCGUGCAGGCACGCGGCGUCGGGGCCGGGAAUGCGAUUCGUCGAUGCGCACCGGCACCAGCUGGCGCGAGCGCGGGUGCCCAAUGGCGGUGAGAGAGGCGGCGACGAGCCGGCUCGCGAUGGGAGGCCCGCCGCCGACGCGCAGUGA